Molecule: messenger RNA, 2198 nt
Organism: Quercus lobata
Lineage: Eukaryota; Viridiplantae; Streptophyta; Magnoliopsida; Fagales; Fagaceae
Product: monocopper oxidase-like protein SKS1
Exons: 9
Coding region: 227-2008 (593 amino acids)
Cellular component (GO): plasma membrane
Molecular function (GO): oxidoreductase activity; copper ion binding
Source: RefSeq, a predicted model, not a curated record
AAAAACCACUCUCAGACAGAUUAAAAAAAACAGAAAAAGAAAAACAGAGCAACUCUCAGAAAAUACUAUCAUACAUUCACACACACAAAAAAACACACACUUUCUCUGUUUUGUGAGCCUUUGUUUGCUUAUUAUGUAAACCCCAAACUAAAAUCUUUGUAGAGUAUCUUUUCUUCUGCUCUGCUUAUUACUAUUCCAUAAACCCAAGAUUUUGCAUUCAAAUUUCAUGGCUCUGUUUGGAGUCUCUCUGUUUACUCUGUUUUCAUUGCUACUCGUUGCUCUGUUUCCAAGCCUCUGUUUUACUGCUGACCCAAGUAUUUUCUAUGACCUUCGUCUCUCUUACAUCACUGCAUCACCUCUCGGCGUUCCUCAACAGGUUAUUGCGGUUAAUGGAAAGUUUCCAGGUCCCCUAAUCAAUUCUACUACUAAUGACAAUGUUAAUGUCAAUGUACAUAAUGAUUUGGAUGAAAAUCUCCUGAUGACCUGGUCUGGGAUUCAGAUGCGGCGUGACUCUUGGCAGGAUGGUGUUCUUGGCACAAAUUGUCCAAUUCUACCAAAAAGGAAUUGGACUUACCAGUUUCAAAUGAAGGAUCAAAUUGGGAGCUUUUUCUACUUCCCAUCCCUCAAUUUUCAGAGAGCAUCUGGUGGCUUUGGUCCUAUCAUUAUUAAUAAUCGGGUUAUAAUUGCAAUUCCUUUUGCACAGCCAGAUGGGGAUAUCACCAUUACAAUAGGUGACUGGUAUACCCAGAACCAUACGGCACUACGAUCAGCUCUUGAUGCUGGAAAAGGCCUUGCGAUGCCUGAUGGAGUUCUCAUCAAUGGAAAGGGGCCUUACAGAUACAACAACACCCUUGUACCUGAUGGCAUUGAGUAUGAAACCAUUCAAGUUGAUCCAGGCAAAACAUAUCGAGUUCGUGUGCACAAUGUUGGAAUUUCAACUAGUUUGAACUUUAGAAUUCAAAACCAUUUUCUGCUUCUAGCAGAAACAGAAGGAUACUAUACAACGCAACAAAAUUUUACUUCCUUAGAUAUUCAUGUUGGGCAAUCUUAUUCGUUUUUGGUUACCAUGGACCAGAAUGCAAGUUCUGAUUACUACAUCGUGGCAAGUGCUAGAUUUGUGAAUGAAUCUCUUUGGCAAAGAGUGACCGGUGUUGCUGUUUUACGCUAUUCCAAUUCUAAAGGACCAGCAACUGGUCCUCUCCCUGACCCACCAAAUGAUUUUUAUGACAAGUCAUGGUCAAUGAACCAAGCAUUAAGCAUCAGGCAAAAUGUAUCUGCAAGUGGAGCUCGCCCUAAUCCUCAAGGUUCCUUUCACUAUGGUCAAAUUAAUGUGACUCAGACCUAUGUGAUAAAGACUGUGCCACCAGAAAUAAUUAAUGGGACGCUUCGAACCACACUUAACGGGAUCUCAUUUGUCAAUCCUGACACACCAAUCAGGCUUGCUGACAAGUAUAAUGUGACGGGAGCUUAUAAGCUUGAUUUUCCUGAUCAGCCUCUUAACAGAACACCCCGGGUGGACAGAUCUGUUAUUAAUGCUACAUAUAAGGGAUUCAUAGAAAUCAUAUUUCAGAACAACGAUACCGUGAUGCAGAGUUUUCAUGUAGAUGGCUAUUCAUUUUUUGUGGCUGGGAUGGGUACUGAUGAGUGGACAGUAGACAGUAGAAGUAGAUAUAACAAGUGGGAUUCAAUUUCUCGCUCCACUACACAGGUUUUCCCUGGGGGAUGGACAGCAGUCCUUAUUUCUUUGGACAACGCUGGAGUGUGGAACAUUAGAACCGAAAAUCUUGAUAGAUGGUAUCUAGGUCAAGAAACUUAUAUGAAAAUUAUCAAUCCACAGGAAAAUGGUGCAACGGAGAUGGAUAAACCUGAAAAUGUUCUAUAUUGUGGUGCCCUCCAAUACUUAGCAAAGGAUCAAAACAAUUCUGCAGGAUCAGUUUUAAGAGGAAACUCAAAACUGCUUUUCACUUUGCUGGUGGCGUUCUUUGCUUUGAUUAACAUUUCAAGCUAAGCUUUGCUGCUGAUUGGUGAGAAAUAUGAUACCAAACUGUGACGGCUUUGUCUUGACUCUGUUGCAGGUGUGAUGUUUGUGUUGGAGAUGUUUGUGAGACAUAUUUAGUUUAGGUGUGCAAACCUUUGUCAGUACAAAAUUUUCUGGCAAGGACAACUGUUUCCUUUCCUCCUUUUUUUUUUUUUUUUUU